Messenger RNA from Asparagus officinalis (garden asparagus), 672 nucleotides. Its product is annotated as EG45-like domain containing protein. The transcript has 3 exons. The coding region runs from base 63 to 497 and encodes 144 amino acids. The record is from RefSeq and is a predicted model, not a curated record. Lineage: Eukaryota; Viridiplantae; Streptophyta; Magnoliopsida; Asparagales; Asparagaceae.
UUACCUUUUUUACUUCCAAUUUUAAGUUCACUCCUCAAGGCACCCCCACAAACCAUUGAACCAUGCGUAGUCCUCCACAUAGCAACGCUCACCUCCUCUUUUCCUUCCUCCUCCACCUCUUCACACUUCCAAUACUCAAUGCUGACGUCGGCACCGCGGCGUAUUACGGCCGCCCGUAUCUUCCUACGGUUUGUUUCGGGAGCGAUUCGAGCCAGUUUCCCGCGAACAACCUGAUCGCAGCAGCUGGAGAAGGGCUUUGGGACAACGGCGCGUCCUGCGGGAGACAGUACCUAGUCAGAUGCCUAAGCUCGGAGACAGCCGGAGGGUGCUCCGGCAGGGGGCCCAUGAUCCAAGUCACGGUGGUGGACGAGGCUGAUGCCCUCGCUUCGAUGCCGUCGGUGAACAGGACGACGCUGGUUCUGUCUCGAACUGCUUUCGGCAUGAUUGCCGAUAUAUCGGUUGCUAUGAAGAUCAACAUCGAGUUUGCAGAGGUUUGAUUGAGGAUGGCUUCAAGGGCACAAAAAUAUUGACACGUGAAGUCGUAUUUUCUACCGACGGAGUAUCUAUCGAUGUUUUUGACACCGCGUAUUCAAUGUUUGAGACUUUGAGUAUUAUAUUUUACCUUGUAAAGAAAUAACAAAGUACUAUUGGAUUUAAUCUAAUAAAUCUAUU